Messenger RNA from Clunio marinus, 201 nucleotides. Lineage: Eukaryota; Metazoa; Arthropoda; Insecta; Diptera; Chironomidae. The record is from the annotation of a GenBank genome assembly.
AUGAAAGGAGUGGCCUAUGACUUGAUUGGUAGUUUCGAGGUUCAUAGCGAAAAUCAAAGAAGAAGAAUUAGAUGGAAAUUUAUCAAGAUUAAACAAGGGAAAUCGAUAAACAUCACGUUGGUUAUCACCAGUUAUCAAUUUGCGGGUAAUAUGAAUCAAGAACGCUGUGAAAAAGAUUUCUUGUUAUCGCGCUUUAGUUGA